Molecule: messenger RNA, 3180 nt
Organism: Chara braunii
Lineage: Eukaryota; Viridiplantae; Streptophyta; Charophyceae; Charales; Characeae
Source: the annotation of a GenBank genome assembly
CGAGUGCGUACUUGAACAACCCUCCACAUGAGCGGGAGCGAUACCAGUAUAACCAAGACAAGCUGAUGACCUUGCUGCGCUUCACCGACAAAGCUGGCACAGAUGUCGGAUCGGUGAACUGGUUUGCUGUCCAUUGCACAUCCAUGAACCGAACGAACACACUCAUCAGUGGUGAUAACAAGGGGGCUGCGUCGCGGAUGAUGGAGGACUGGUACAAUGGGGAAGGCAUCUAUGCGAACAGGAGUGCCACGAACAUCGGGAGAAGAACUGCUAGGAGUAGUUUGGGUGGUUUUCAUGGCAAGAGCUUCCAAGCCUCUAAUUUUCUCAAAGAUGACGAGCGCGAGAUCUCUUCCUUAUCGGUUCCUUCAUCGAUGGCCCGAAGUCAUCACACAAGGGCGAACUGUAGCCUUCAUCAUCGGGUCAGACGUCUGCAUCGGAGGAAGGGCACUGGAAUGGAGUCGUUCAUUGCGGCGUUUGCUCAAAGCAAUGUCGGCGAUGCAUCGCCGAAUGUUCUCGGUGCAUACUGCUUGGAUACGGGGGAACCCUGCGACUUCAACCACAGUACUUGCGGAGGUCGUAAUGAACUCUGCUAUGGAAGAGGACCUGCAUAUCCAGGUGACGAUUUUGCGAGCACGUGGAUAAUUGGAAAGCGGCAGUUUGAUCAGGCCAAGGUGCUUUUCGACAGUGCAACGGAGUUUCUGAACGGACCUGUGGAUUUCAGGCACUCCUUUGUGGAUUUCAGCUCUCUCGAUGUUGUUCCGUCCAUGGGGACGCACAAUGUCGUGAAGACAUGCAAGCCUGCAAUGGGGUUCAGUUUUGCAGCAGGAACAACAGAUGGUCCUGGGGCUUUCAACUUUAAGCAGGGAGAUGAGCAUGGGAAUAUCUUUUGGCGGAUUGUGGGAUCCUUUAUCGAACCACCUUCAGGGGAGCAGAUCAAAUGCCACAAACCAAAACCGAUUCUCAUUGACACAGGGGAGGCGAAUGUGCCAUACCCGUGGCAGCCAAAAAUUCUCCCAAUUCAGAUUCUGCGGAUUGGACAGUUCAUUAUUCUGGCAGUUCCUGGAGAGUUCACAACCAUGGCAGGCAGGCGCUUGAGGGAGUCAGUCAAACGGACUUUAAUUGAGAGAGGAAAAGGCCAAUUUGGCGAAGACACUCAUGUUGUGAUUGCGGGAUUGUCGAACACGUAUUCUUCCUACGUAACUACAUUUGAAGAGUACCAAGUUCAGCGAUAUGAGGGUGCAUCGACAAUCUUCGGCCCCCACACUCUCGACGCUUACCUACAGGAAUUCAAUCGUCUCGCUGCGGCGAUGGCGGAGGGCAAAGAUGUCCCACAAGGACCAGCUCCACCAGACCUCCUACCGAUGCAGCUGGGUUUCUUACCCCCAGUGGUCGCCGACGGAACCCCGCGUCACGUUAGGUUCGGUGACAUCCGUGUUGAUGUUGCGAAGGGCAGGACAUUCAGCACGGGUGACGUUGUCGAAGCAACCUUUUGGGCUGGGUGCUUGCGGAAUGACCGUAUGCCUGGCGGGACAUUCGCAUUGGUCGAACGAUUCGAUGAAUCGACGGGAAAGUGGGUAGCGAUGUACGACGACGACGAUUGGUGUGUGCGGUUGAUGUGGAAGAGGGAAAUGAGAUUGUCGCCAGAGAGCCAGGCCACUGUCCGCUGGGAUGUUCCUGAUUAUGCUCCAAGGGGCACGUACAGACUACGCCACUUUGGAGCGUACAGGCAUUUCUUUGGCCACAAGCGGCACUACACGGGGAUGUCGUCAUCUUUUACGGUAGUUUAAACUUCCUGGUUGACCUCAUUUGACCUUAUUCCCGGCCAGAUUCAUUGGCGGCGGUGGUGCAUCGGAAAAUGCAAGACGCCAUACCGUGCCUUCUUACCACUGCUCUCGGAUUCAGAGCAACGGGGCAGAUUCAAAUCGAGGAUCAGCUGUGACAUCAUAUUCAAUGAAUGAGAUGUGUGUGCUUGUUGCAUCUAUCGUCUAUGUUCGAGUGUAUAUGGAUAACUUUAGACGCGCGUACAUCUUAUAUAGGAAGGUGUUCACUAUAGGUAGGAGUGGCACCUCUACUACGUUCCGGUGUAUCGAUAGCUUUAGACGCAGGUAGUUCAUCUAUUGGAAGGUACCACUAUAGGCAGGACCUGGUGUGGUACACAGCUAUAAUUCCGGUACAUCUAUAGGAAGGUAUCACUGUAGACAGGUGUGGUACAGCUAUAAUUGUGGUGUUCUGGUGUAUCAAUAGCUCUAGAGUCAGGUACAUCUAUAGGAAGGAAGGUAUCAUCACACUAUAGGCAGGUCUGGUACAGCUAUUCUCAGGUGCCACUGUAGGCAGCUGUGCAUCUGGGAAGGAGUGUUGGAUCAAGCGGGAGAUGGACGGCAAAGGGAGCAGUAGAGGCACAGACUGAAGCAGGUCCACUCCACUCCUAAGGCAAUUAUAACUUAGGGUUACAUAAUACAUAUAUGAUAUAUAUAUAUAUAUAUAUAUCGUCAAUAUGUAUUUAAUUUUAUGGGGGUCUUGCUCCACUACUCUCGACUCUCGAAAGAUUUUGAGAGUAGUUUGAGAGUUGUCAGACCCUCAAAAAAAAAAAAAAAAAAAAAAAAAAAGAGAGAGAGAGUUGUCAGACCCUGGUAAUUCUCAAAAUUCCCUGCCGCGCGAACUACCAACUGUCGAAUUUCGAGCCGGCUACCCAACACUACUCUACUCGACCCGGCACCUAAACGCCUCGGAGUCCUUUGUACACCUGUACUGGAGGUGGACUCUUGAAUAAAUAAGAGGCUAUAAUGGGGUUAGAAAUAAACACCAUACUAGUACUACCACAGAAAACUUUAAGAGGGGUCUGAUGAUGCAGGUAGCGCACUCUUGACGGAUCGAGAGCUCUCCCUUCACGAAUGCGGUCUGAUGAUGAUCAGUCUCGAAGAGGAGGCUUUUCGGGAGUACCCUUCGCGGGUAAGUUGAGUGCGACCGGACUGAGCCUCGCGAUUUUAUUUUUCGUCAGUCGAGAGAGUGGAUUGAGGCCCUAUUUCGUUGUGAGCUCUGAAGCGAACUUGAAGUUCCAUUUGAGAGGGGGUGUACCUGGUCAGUGCUUACUCUGUGACAGUCGUACGUAAAUCCGAACGAUUUGAACAUCCACUAUAAUAAAAAAAGUAUGUUUCUCCAUAAUAAAUUAGAAAAAUUAUU